GAGAUCUAAAAGAUAAAACGCUGGGAACUGUAUUUGAAUGGAAUUGGGUGCGGUAAGUGUUAGGACUCAGCAUGAUCAUUGUCUACCUGUUCUUAGCGUCACGUGGCUUGAAUAUAACUCUUUCGCACGGUCAAAGCCUUCUCGACUAAACCAUGUUUAUGUGUAGUUGAUCGACCGGAACCAGAACACAUUGGCAAUUGGCAUCAUGGUAUACAAAAAAGCAUGGAUGGUGAAAAUUAAUAUCGCAGUUAAUCGAGUUCAGCCCACAAAGAUGGCAUUGACGUUUCUUUUUAUAUUUAUUGGUCUUUCUGUUAUUUACCGCGUUGGUGAAGGAGCACCGUGUAGCUUUGAUGUCGACCUAUGCAACUACACACAGGAUGCUACGGAUGAUUUAGAUUGGAUUAGGAUUAAUGGUGCAUCUUCCAUGGAUGACACUGGGCCAGAUGCAGAUCAUACACACGGAACAUCACAAGGAUACUAUGUCUACACCAAUGCUGGUUUACCUCAAACGCCUGGCUUAGUUUCUCGACUGAUCGGUCAACCUAUACCAGUUAUGCAGACCAGCUGUCUCCAGUUUUAUUACUACAUGCAUGGAGAACAUAUGGGUUCUCUUCGAGUAUACACUGACGUAAUUUCCUCAAAUCCAGUAUGGAGUCGGUCAGGUAACCAAGGCAGACAAUGGUUCAGAGGUCUGGCCACCUUGGAACCUUCACCCGGUUUUGCUCAGGUUAUCUUCGAAGCAAUCACUGGUUCUGGCAUACUAUCCGACAUUGCAAUUGAUGACGUCAAUAUUGUUGAUGGAGCAUGUCCACUUGAAAAUUUGAAUUGUGACUUCGAAAACGACGAGAAUGAAUUGUGUGGUUUUGCGCAAGACCAGACAGAUGACUUUGAUUUCCUAUUGAUUCAGGGUAGAACACCAACGGUUGCUACAGGACCCAAUGAAGAUCAUACCUAUGGAAAUACAUCAGGGCACUACGUUUACAUAGAAGGAACUGAUAACGUCAUAGCCCAGAGGGCGCGCAUCAUCUCACCUACAAUGCGUGGUGUUCAGGCCAAUGACCGCGAGGGAUUUUGUGUGGUGUUCUGGUACUACAUGCAUGGUAGCGCAGUUGGUGAACUUAAUGUUUACCUGCGCAAUGAAAGUUCCUUAAACCUCGGUCAACCAAUCUGGGGGAUAGCAGGAGAGAAAGGGGAAUACUGGAAAGCGGCAGAAGUGAAGCUGAACACGCCCGAAGAUUUUUACGUUGUGUUCGAAGCAACGCGUGGCUUGACUAGUUUUAGCGACAUUGCAAUUGACGACAUCGAUAUUACUAAUUAUGGCUGCCCUGGAUUUCAUAACAUCGGAAAUGAAAGAAAUAUAUAUUGUGAUUUCGAAGAAGAAGGGAUGUGCUCUUACAGUCUGGAUCCGACUAGCACUAUAUCCUGGGAAUGGACAAAUCGUGCAUCACCGGGAAGUACAGGGCCGACUACAGACCAUACGAUCGGCAAUGAACUAGGAUACUUCAUGUAUGUAUCCAGCACAACGUUGUCAACAUCAGCAGAUCGAGCCCGCCUUUUGUCUCCCGUCGCGGAGCGCCAAAGUGCAUCUUCAUGCGUCGAGUUUUGGUACCACGUUUACGGCAGGGAUACUGAGACGCUCAACGUGUACGUCAAUCUGGAGGGGGUGGUGCUACCGAAUUCACCCGCAUGGUCGAUAACGGGGAACCAAAGAAACUACUGGCAUCGUGCGACGUUUAAUAUUCCAGCCAAUACAGAUAACUAUAGGCUUGUGUUUGAAGCCAUCCCUGGUGAUGCCGUUAGUGAUGACGUUGCUAUUGAUGACAUCACUUUCUACGAAGGCACAGCGUGCCCAAUACCAAGCACUGUUCCACCACUUCCGGCGACAUCGCCAACGGCGGUGACCUCCCUGGAUUGCGAUUUUGAGCUUGGCUUCUGCGGGUACGAACAGGAAUAUGAAAACGACCAGGCGGACUGGGCAAGAGAGCAGGGAAAAUAUGUUGCAAGUUCUGAAACGGGACCACAAGUGGACCACAGUCUUGGGACAAGCGAAGGUUACUACGCGACGUUCGAUCCAUCACUCUUCAUAAGCCUUGACAGGAACGACGGAGCCAUACUGGUUUCUCCUUUUCUACAGGCAUCGAACAUCCCUCGUUGCAUUCAGUUAUAUGCGUUCAUGUACGGGACGAACGUGGACUAUCUAAACAUCUACAUCAGACCAUGGGGAGCAACUACCUCACUAGAUCCACAGUUCUCAAUCUACGGAAAUAUAGCCAAUGAGUGGCGACUUUACGGAAUGAACGUACCCAGAUCAAAUGAGCACUUCCAUGUACUGUUUCAAGCAAAUGUCGGUCGAUUCAAAUCAUCGGGAAAAAUUGCUAUCGAUGAUAUCCGAAUAGUUACCGGAAUGUGCCCUGAGGAAGUUCCCCCGACCCUACUGCCAUGGGGAGCCGAUUGUGACUUUGAGCAGAACGGAACGCUGUGUGGCUACACCCAGCGAUCUUCAGACGCCUUUGACUGGAUCUGGCACCAGAGUUCAACCGGAAGCACUAACACUGGGCCACAUGCAGACCACACACUCGGAACACCAGAAGGCCAUUACAUGUACAUCGAGACCUCACUACCUCAACGCCCUGGAGACCGCGCUAGUCUCAUCUCUCCUGCGUUAAACAGCCAGAACACGGACAUAUGCCUUCGAUUCUAUUACCAUGCGACUGGAGAGGGCGACAUCGGUACACUCAGAAUUAUAUUCAAAUUGGAAGGACUGUCUUCUCUGGUCGAAUUGUUCCGGGUCACUGGUAACAAAGGCGAUCGUUGGAUACCAGUUAAUAUUGAUAUCCCCGCCUCAUCAACAGGCUUUUCCGAUUUCGAGAUUAGGUUUGAUGGGUAUAAAGGAUACAGCUUGAAGGGAGAUCUUGCCGUCGAUGAUAUCAAAUUCUUACGUCAGCCAUGUGAGGGAUAUCCCACUGAAGGUCGAUGCACGUUCGAACAAGGUUUAGAAUAUUGUGGAUACACACUACGUACAGAAAAUGAUGUCACCUAUCCUACUUGGCAAUGGUACGACAGAUUAGCUGUCGAAACAUCACCUCUGAAAAAUAUAACUUCGACGUCAUUCAUGUACUCGAUGUCUAAUGCAAGAAAUAUAUCUCCGGUCAUGUAUUCUGAUAUCUACGAGCUUCGUGCUCGGGAUCAUUGCUUGACAGCGAAAGUUUUGCUUCUUAAUGACGACGGGAUGCAGUUAAACAUAGCGGUACAAGAAGGUACCAAUGGCCGGCGUAGUACUAUCGGGACUUUUGGCGGGAUUACAACAGCCUUCGAAUGGGUAACUGAAGCGUGGAAGGUACCUUUAGAUUCGGUGGCCGGAUCUUUCAGGUUAGUCUUCUCGACAACCAUUCAAGGUGGAUCUAAUGGGAUCGUAGCCAUCGAUGAUGUAAAUUUUACUCCGCUAUCGGGAGAGUGUGUACAAGCCAAUACAGGUGGUGAUGGAACAUCCACGAGGUCGGGGAGUUCUGGCGAAAACCCUGGUCUUAUCGCCGGUAUCAUCAUCGUUCUUCUUCUCCUUAUUGCGGUUAUCAUCAUUGCCUUUAUGAUACGUCUUCGGAAAUCAUUCUCAGCGAAGCUGCCAAUCACCGCCUACAGUAGUAGGCAGCCGGAUGAGCAGCCAGUGAUCGGCGAGGACAGUGUUGAUAAUGCAGAUGGUAUCAGGGGGACAUCAUUUAUGCAGGCCACUUACGACCAUGACAACGGUGAAGCUCAAGUUUAAUCGUCAACAUAGCACUUAGUUUGUCCUAAAUACCUGUCUAAAGCUUUAUCAAGGUUAAACGAUAUUAAUCUAUAUAUGGAACUAUCUUUUUAACUGUCCAUACCUGCAAUGAUUUUGUAGGGAACUUCGUAUCAUUUUUAUUGAUUCUUCAUCAUAAUUUUAACAUUUGAUAGUUCGAUUUAGUGCCCGUGCCGAACGCUGAUGUGUGAUUUAUUUUAUUAUUAUGGUGGGCAUUGGAGAAGCUACCGGAUACAUUUAGUUACGGUAUUUGAAAAGUGUAUGCGGAAGUUAUAUUGUGAAAUUUUCGAAUAAUUUUCAUGUUGAGAGUGGUUUUGCAAACAGGCUGUCGGGUCCAUAUUUUUUCUUCAAUUGGCCUACAAUUUCAAACUAUAUUUGAUCUUGUUGAUCGUGUAUUACAUAUUUUAAAGAACAAGCUACCCAUUCGUUUAUUAAAACUUCAAAAUAUUUAGAUUUAGCAAGUAAAUAAAUAAUUUGGCCAUCACCAAAAAAAGUUAAAUGGUAACAGGACAAUCUGAGUUGAAUGUCUAUCUAAGGGCAAGGACAAGGCCAUGCCCGCAUUGCAAGAGUUCAAAAACUUCAGAGAUCCGAUGCAAAAGUCAAGGACAAGACAUCAAAGGCUUUGUCCUCGGCCCCAUGAUUGUGUUCGAGACCAAAGUUGGUCUUUUCGAGGGUCAAUAUUUUUCUUCCAUGAAAUAGUCUUAGAUAUGUUGGCUUAUAAUUACAUUCUUAUCAAUAACAUACUUCCCGGCCUCGUGGGCAUUAUCAAGGGCCCAUGGUUAAAGGUUUCAAACCGUAGAGAUAAUGGAUGUCCAAAUUAAACCACCAAGCCAGGGUCACAUAAUUUUCACAACACAGGGUCUUGCAUUAUGUUUUAUGUUUGACGUAUCAUAAUGGUACACUUUAUUGCAUUUAUAAACAAUCCUUAUGUAGAGCUAAAAUAGGAAUUCGUGUACACAAUGCUUCUUUAGUUUAUUAAGGUUGUUUUUAUUAUUUGCAAUAUGUUUUUUUUAUGUCAGGUCAUUUAGCAAUUGAUGGUAUAAAUAAAAAUCUAUGGAAGUAAUGCUGUGUAGACAAAAUAUUAACACUGUCAUCAAUACAAUUAGACUACAUAAAACCAGAAUUUUAUUAUUCACUUGUUCUACAUUAAUAAAAUCACGUACUUCAUAGUAUUAAAGCA
Molecule: messenger RNA, 4958 nt
Organism: Lytechinus pictus (painted urchin)
Lineage: Eukaryota; Metazoa; Echinodermata; Echinoidea; Temnopleuroida; Toxopneustidae
Product: MAM and LDL-receptor class A domain-containing protein 1-like
Exons: 20
Coding region: 206-3760 (1184 amino acids)
Cellular component (GO): membrane
Source: RefSeq, a predicted model, not a curated record